CGGCACCGUUGAAAUUUGACAGCAGCUGGCGUCGUCUGCAAGGAUCAGCUGUUUGUGUUUACAGGUGGAGACGAGGAGCCACGCCAGGCGACCCACAGCGAGGACGAGGAUGAGGAGGUGGAGGGGGCGCCUCAACGUGGUGCUUUAGGAUGGUUGGCCUGAGGGCCCCUGAGCGACUGGAAACGGGGGCGCUGUCCUCAUGGCUGCGGGCCCUUAACACCGCUGCUGGGCGAGGGAAGGGCGUGAGUGCCCCACUGAGAGCUCCUCCAGCUCUUCUGUCGGCCGCGCUUAGCCAAGGCUCUGUGGGACUGCAUGAGGCAGUGGUGGCGCGGUUGGCAGUGGCGGCAGUUGUUGCGGGAGUCAGUCGGCUGGAUGUGCAUCUGGAACACCCAACGCUUGUGCAGUCACUUCUGGAGGCCCUGCACGCCCACCCCCAAAAUCUCAUCUCCCUCACGCUUACCCUAGGCCCACGCACAUCCCUCGAUGGCCUCCUAAGUGAAGCAAUAUGCAGCAUGACCAACCUCACUUCUCUUACUCUAACACCCGCUGCCACGGACGCCCACCUGGCUGCCCUCGCCCAAGCCGCCCCGCCGCUCUGCAGCUUAGACCUAUCCUACUGUCCGGCUGUCACUGAUAUAGGCGUGCGGGCGAUGCUUGGUCUGACAGAUGACACACGGCCGAUACGGAAAGUGAUUCUUUCCGAGGUUGAGAGCGGGAUAGCUCCACCCGCCUCCACCUUACACACCGCCAACCUUUGGGGCACUGAAGUCACCACAAAAGGGUGUGUCCUACUGCUUGCCACCUGUCCAGCUCUCUCUUCUCUCACCUGCCGCUGGCUGGGCGAAGCGCUGGAUUUAUCAGUGAGGGCUGGGCGAAAGGCGCCUUUAGCUUUUUCGCAGCUAGUUCUCGCCGAGUGCUCGCUACCGCCUCUUGCACCAGUCUCCGCCCUUUGCCCUCACCUCACUUCCCUGGUGGCCAGGCGUCCCCCUGACGCUCUCAGUGUAGGGGAUGUGCUAAAUGAAGUACCUGCCCUCACUUCCCUCACUCUGAUGCAGUUUCAGCCACAGCAAGAUAACUGGCUACCUUCCUCCCCGGCCCCGCAGCUCACCUACCUCCACCUGUCCCUGCUGGAGCCACAUCCUGUCCACCUAGCCCGCUUUGCCAACACCUUUCCUUCCCUCACUCACUUGUUCCUGGACGGUGUCACGCUCAUGCUCCCACUCCCCCCGCCGCCCACACCCGUCUCCAAAAUAGAAACUUUACGUCUGGUCACACCGCCCAUCAUGAACCACGACCCAGAGGUGGUGGAAUGGGCGCUUGUGUGGGCGUCUGGGGCGUCCAGCAUCGAUUUGGGCUCCUGCAAAUACCUGACAGACCAACAUCUGACACGAGCACUAUCGGCGGGCGCUCUCACUCAGGCAGAGGAUGUGCGGCUAUCGGGAGCGCGACAGAUCACCAACACGGCCAUUAUGGACCUGCUAGAGGCUUGUCCACACCUGCGCCGCCUCGCUCUUAAGAUGCUGCCCAAGGAGCGUUUGGCCGAACUGGAGAGCCUCAAGGUAAUGUUCCGCACACAGAACCUUGACCUCGAAUUGAUAACGUACGGCUGGAAAUUCUGAACACGGAAAAUCACCCACCAGCGGAGUGCCUUCUCAAUGAGACUGAGAGGAUAAAAGUGAGUAAGGUCAUGUAAAAUGGGCCGGGUGGCAUGGUACACUCCCGCUCUUCGAUUUUUUUCGAUCUAACUUUUAUUUAUGAGGUGUGUGUGUGUGUGUGUGUGUGUGUGUGUAAUUCGCCAUGGUCUGACCAUGCGACUACUGGCUAUCGCAGGCCAGCGUCGGUGCUUCAUAUAUAUAAAUGUGUGUGUGUGUAUAUAUAUAUAUAUAUAUAUAUAUAUAUAUAUAUAUAUAUAUAUAUAUAUAUAUAUAUAUAUAUAUAUAUAUAUAUAUAUAUGUGUGUGUGUGUGUAAAAACAAACACACACACACACACACACACUAGUUGCUCCUUUGAUCACACCUUAUGUGCCUUUUUUAACAUAAGACUGGAGUCUGGGGGGAAAUUCAAUUUCUACAUGUUUAUAUCUAUCUGUAUGUAUAAAAAAAAAAAAAAAAAAAAAAAUUACACCAGUAAUCAGUACCAUAUCUUAAUUCACAAAAUUUAUUCAAGUUACAAAAAAAGCAAAAUGAAAUGGAACAACCAUUUUUUUUUUUCAUUGUCAAGGGCAGGGGUGGGCUAGCUAUUCGAAGGGAGGGCCAGAUGAGACUUUCAGGAGCAGGCCGCGGGCUGUAGUGAGAAACGAGAACCCCAAAGUAAAAAAAUUGAAAAGUGAAAACAUACAGAUCAAUGAGACCACUGGUGCUGCUUGCCAUGAAGUGUUUCAGUGUCCACUUUGGUGGAUGAGGCAGACAACAGAAUAAUGUCAUUGAGGUGGAGUCCCGAGAGUUUGGAGCAAAGUCGAGACUUUGUGUCUUUCAGUUUGGAGAAGAGCAGCUCACAACAGUAGAUGCAGCAAGGCAAGGAAAAUACUCAAACUUAAUGUUAGACAACUGAGCACAUCUAAAUAUUGAAGGCAUUGAUGUAUGCAUGCAUGUCUGUCAGAUGAAUGUCUUUGUUUUGCAGCUUCACAUUGAGGGCAUUCAUAUGCGCAAUGAUGUCCGUGAGCAGGUACAGGUAAGCGAGCCAUUGCAGGUCAAAGUGAUCAGUGUGGGGAAGAUUCUUCUGAUGGAGGAAAGUGGCGAUUCUUCCAUACAGGGCCUCGAAUGAUGAUUCAAUAAAAUAGAGGCAAAUCAGUGUGGGGUUAGAUUCUUCUGAUAGAGGAAAGUGGCGAUUCUUCCAUACAGGGCCUCGAAUGAUGAUUCAAUAAAAUAGAGGCAAUUCAUGCAAUGAAUUUUUAUGGAACUAAGAAAAGAUUGACUUAAUUAAUGUCAUAUUGGUCCUGAAUCCUUCAGUACUACUCUACAUAUGUUAUAUUUGACACCAAGUCUUUUCGUUCAACUGAGUUCAAACAACUCUAAAACCUGUUAAUAUUUUGUGUGUGUGUGACACACUGAAGAAUGAGUAACAGCAUCUUUUGUAUCAUAUAUAUAGCAAGUUCAUAUACUCUCUCCAAAUGCUCGUCACUCUGGCUUCACUAUUCAUAUUAAUAGUAAAUAACAACAAUAGUAUCAUAUGUGAUGGUUUAUUGA
Messenger RNA from Eriocheir sinensis (Chinese mitten crab), 3187 nucleotides. RefSeq lists its product as uncharacterized. The transcript is spliced from 3 exons. The record is from RefSeq and is a predicted model, not a curated record. NCBI's taxonomy places the organism in Eukaryota, Metazoa, Arthropoda, Malacostraca, Decapoda, Varunidae. The coding region runs from base 150 to 1619 and encodes 489 amino acids.